AUGCCACCGUCCGUCCAGGACGGCCGAGUCACCAAGAACAAAUCGUCAUUGCGGCGUUCCUCAACGCGACAGACAAGUCAGUCCGACAAAGAAAGUAAAGAAUAUAAGCAAAACCAACCACUCCCCCUAGUUGAACGCACCAAUGCCCUCUCAAUCGAGCAAUUCAAAUCAACCUACGCGCCAACGAUCUCUGAACCAUUCAGGUUGAAAACUUCUACAUAUAAAAGCAAAGAUGACUCUACUCCCAACAAAUCCAAAGAAAUGGACUACGUGCUAGGUCUCUACACCGCAAAGACCAUCCCCUCCACGGACUUCGAGGCCUGCUUUGGUCUUAUCGAGUUGACUUCUUCAAAUGCUUACAAUGGAUCUAGUAUGGGGUGGUCACCGUCAAAAAAACGGAAGGAGAUGAAGUUGCCUGAUAUGAAGUACCUGAUUGCGCGUCGGGGUGCUAGAAAUUCAGACAACACGUCUGCAAAGGAGCCGAUUCUAGGAUUCCUUUCGUUCAUGGUUACAUAUGAGGAUGGGAAAGAGGUCAUCUAUUGCUAUGAGAUCCACCUAUCACCAGAAGCACAAGGUCUGGGUCUAGGGAGGCAGCUGAUGCUGACGUGCGAGGAUAUCGGACAGCGCGUGGGCCUCGAGAAGACCAUGUUGACUGUCUUCAAGUCGAAUACAAAGGCAAUGCGCUUUUAUGAGCGUUGCGGGUUUGAAGUGGACGAAUACUCUCCGCAACCGCGGAGGCUGCGGAAUGGUACGGUGAAGGAACCUGAUUAUUUGAUCUUGUCCAAGAUGUUGGACAAUAAUGAUCCGUGGCAGACCGAUUGA
Messenger RNA from Aspergillus chevalieri, 822 nucleotides. Its product is annotated as N-terminal L-serine N(alpha)-acetyltransferase NAT4. Gene Ontology annotation, cellular component: nucleus. Lineage: Eukaryota; Fungi; Ascomycota; Eurotiomycetes; Eurotiales; Aspergillaceae. Gene Ontology annotation, molecular function: histone H4 acetyltransferase activity; histone H2A acetyltransferase activity; protein N-terminal-serine acetyltransferase activity. The transcript has 2 exons. Bases 1 to 822 code for a protein of 273 amino acids. The record is from RefSeq and is a predicted model, not a curated record.